Molecule: messenger RNA, 1827 nt
Organism: Cercopithifilaria johnstoni
Lineage: Eukaryota; Metazoa; Nematoda; Chromadorea; Rhabditida; Onchocercidae
Source: the annotation of a GenBank genome assembly
AUGGGUGAUCGUAACGUGGAGAAAUUAGUACGGAAAUAUAUUGAUAAACGGGAUGACAAACUUGUCGAUAUUGUGGAGCGAUGUUUGCGAAAAGGUUAUGACUAUGAAAAGAUGAGGGAUCGUGUCAGUGAUCAUGUCCGAGAUUCAACCGCACGGAAGCGUUUAAUCGAUGCACUUUCUGAUGCAUUUCCACAGUUUGCCCGAAGACGGAAACACCGGUUCGAGGAAACGAAAGAUGCUAAAGAAGACGGGUCACUAAAAAAAUUUAAACCUAGAGAACGAUCAGAUUCUAAUCCAACACGAACUACCCCAGCCAUCGCUAAACCGAUAUUGUCGGGUGUUUCUCUUACCAAGGCAGAGCCACAGCAAUCAGAUGAAGUUACGGAAGAAGAGCUCAAAAGUAAGGAAUUAAUGUAUCAAGCUCAAAUGGCAAUUGAGGAGCGAAAGCGGCAGUUGAAUCUAACAGCAAGACCUGGCAUCGUAGCGCAAGCUGUAAUUUCGAAGGCAUCAAAAUUGAAUACGAAGGAAGCUAGCAUGUUUAUGAAUUACUCGAUGGAAAAAAUCAAUAGGGUCAAAGAACUGAAAGAAAAAUUAGCACAACGAACGGCAACAGUUGCACAACUUAUCGGAAAGGAUGUAGGCACUGGAGCACUUUCAAAAGCAAAACCAGUCGAUGAACCGGAACAGAGAGUUGUCGAGUAUUUAGAUCCACGUAUCAAUUUAAAAUCUGCUCAGCGGAAACAGCGUGCAAUUGUUUUCCAUGAUAAAGGCGAAUUUGAGAAAUUAGCACAACGUGAGCGAGCCAAAGCUCGUUUAACAAUUUUGCAAGCUGAAAUCACUCAAAUAGCCAAGAAGACAGGGAUGUCAUCUUCAGUAAAACUGGCUAUGCUAACUCCAUCAUCAUCUGCGGUGAGUGAUGUUCCGGUCGUAGAAUGGUGGGACGAAGUUGUAUUAGGUGGUGGUUAUGACAUGAUACCUGAUGAAAACAUUGAUUCCGACGGUAAGUAUGUGAAAACAAUCACAAACCUGGUGGAACAUCCUAUCCAACUCAAACCUCCUGAUGAGCCUCUUCAACCGCAGUAUCUGAAGGUUUACUUGACAAGUCGAGAACGGAAAAAAAUCCGACGACAGAACAGAAAAGAAGCACAAAAGGAACAGACGGAGAAAAUAAGGUUAGGUUUAAUCAAAGCUCCAGAACCGAAAGUUAAAUUAUCAAAUUUGAUGAGGGUGCUAGGUUCGGAUGCUGUUCAGGAUCCGACUAAAGUUGAAGCUCAUGUGCGUAAACAAAUGGCUGACAGACAGCGUAAGCAUGAAGCGGCAAAUCAACAAAGAAAGCUCACUAAAGAGCAACGAUCGGAAAAGAAAAUCCGAAAAAUCAAGGAAGACACUUCGUUGGCAGUUUAUAUGACAGUUUAUAAGAUUAAAUCUUUGGCUCACCCUGCGAAGAAGUUUAAAGUUGAGAUGAAUGCCAAACAACUACACAUGACUGGUUUGAUUCUGCUGCACAGUAAUAUCAAUCUUGUAAUUGUUGAAGGCGGACCAAAACAACAGAAAGCAUUCAAGAAUUUGAUGUUGAAUCGGAUCAAGUGGGGGGAUGAAAUCAUUGGCCAAAAAAAAGAAGCAGAAAACAAAGAUACGCCUGGUGAAAGAAAUGAUUGUUCUCUGAUUUGGGAAGGUAUUCAGAAACGGCGAAAUUUUGGUGAAAUGAGAUGUAUGGUUGCAACAUUAGAGAAGCAAGCAAGAGAAAUUUUGGAAAAACAUGGAGUGGCACACUUCUGGGAUCUCGCUUACAGUACUUCAAUUUUGGCUGAUGAAACCAGCGCUUAG